Molecule: messenger RNA, 1212 nt
Organism: Lathyrus oleraceus (garden pea)
Lineage: Eukaryota; Viridiplantae; Streptophyta; Magnoliopsida; Fabales; Fabaceae
Product: NADPH-dependent aldo-keto reductase, chloroplastic
Exons: 6
Coding region: 36-1049 (337 amino acids)
Molecular function (GO): oxidoreductase activity
Source: RefSeq, a predicted model, not a curated record
ACUCUCAUUCUCAUUCCUCAUUCUUACUCUUAACAAUGUCAAACCAGAUUCAAUUCUUCCAUCUCAACACUGGAGCCAAGAUCCCUUCCGUCGGUUUGGGAACUUGGCAGUCUGAUCCUGGUGUCGUCGGUCAAGCCAUUGAAAUCGCCAUCAAGGCCGGUUACCGUCACAUUGAUGGUUCUCCAAUCUAUGGCAAUGAGAAGGAGAUUGGAUCUACUUUGAAAAAACUAUUUGAUGAUGGCUUAGUGAAACGUGAAGAUUUGUGGAUUACCUCAAAACUCUGGAAUACUGAGCAUGCUCCGGAAGAUGUACCUCUAGCAUUGGAGAGAACUUUGAGAGACUUACAACUUGAUUAUGUUGAUCUGUAUCUUAUCCACUGGCCUGUUGCAAUGAAGAAAGAAUCGGAAAUGAAGAAAGAAUCAGUAGGUUUCAAUUCUGAAAAUAUCUUAGAACCUAACAUUUCUAGCGCGGCAUCUUCAGGUAACAAUCCUCAAAAUCUUGUGCAACCUAACCUUGCCAGCACAUGGAGGGCGAUGGAAGCACUCUAUGACUCAGGCAAGGCGCGAGCUAUAGGUGUAAGCAAUUUCUCCGUCAAGAAGUUAGGGGAUUUGCUGGAGGUUGCUCGCGUUCCUCCUGCUGUUAAUCAAGUCGAGUGUCAUCCUUCAUGGAGACAAGACAAGCUGAAGGAUUUCUGCAACUCCAAAGGUGUUCAUUUCUCUGGAUAUUCACCUUUGGGUUCUCCUGCUUGGCUUAAAAGUAGUGUCCUUAACCAUCCAACUCUGACUGCGAUUGCGGAGAAACUAGGCAAGAGUCCUGCACAGGUAGCUCUACGUUGGGGAUUGCAAGCAGGUCAUAGUGUGCUUCCCAAAAGUGCAAAUGAAACAAGGAUAAAAGAAAAUCUUGAUGUUUUUGACUGGUCUAUACCUGAAGACUUGUUUGCUAAAUUUUCUGAGAUUGAACAAACAAGAUUACUUAGGAUGGAUGUAUUUGUUCAUGAAAAUUAUGGUGGCUACAAAACCGUUGAAGAACUUUGGGAUGGGGAGAUUUAAGCAGCUAGCUCUUGGAUGGAAUAAGAGAAUGCUUUUGUUUUUGUGUUAAGUUCAUAUGCAUAAUAAAUUUCAUACUUUCACUGUAACUUCAUCCAUUAUAGUUGUUGAGACAAUAAAUAUGAGCUAUUUAUAAUAAAAUUAAUAAAAGAAAAUGUUACACUUA